Messenger RNA from Acipenser ruthenus (sterlet), 3554 nucleotides. RefSeq names its product H-2 class I histocompatibility antigen, Q9 alpha chain-like. Gene Ontology annotation, cellular component: external side of plasma membrane. The record is from RefSeq and is a predicted model, not a curated record. The transcript has 8 exons. Lineage: Eukaryota; Metazoa; Chordata; Actinopteri; Acipenseriformes; Acipenseridae. The coding region runs from base 142 to 1209 and encodes 355 amino acids. Gene Ontology annotation, biological process: immune response.
GAACUGUUCAGUGCGUCUCGGUGUGUGUGAGCUGAGGUUGGUCAUUAUAGAGAGCUCGCUAACAGAUUGUUCAGGAGUCUAGUUAUUAGCCUCGGAAAUCGAGUUUAUUCUUCAUUAUUUUGAUUUGUGGAGAGUGUGGAGAUGUUGAGGGCGGUUGUGCUGGCGAUCCUGUGCUGCGUUCAUGCGGCGUCUGCUGCAGGAACCCACUCCCUGCGGUAUUUCUUCACGGGGGUCUCAGAGGGGACGGGGCUCCCUGAGUUCACUAUAGUGGGGCUGGUGGACGAUGUGCAGCAUGUGCACUACGACAGUGUCACCAAGAAGAUGAGACCCACACAGGACUGGAUGGAGAGAUCUGAGGGGCCGGAGUACUGGGAGGGAGAGACUCAGAGAGCUGUCGGUACAGAGCAGACUUUCAAAGUGGAUCUGAUAAACCUGCCAAAGCGCUUUAACCAGACUGGAGGAGUUCACAUUUCCCAGACCAUGUACGGCUGUGAGCUGGAUGAGGACGGGACCAAGCGGGGGUUUGUUCAGGAGGGGUACGAUGGGGAGGAUUACCUCAUCUUCGAUAAGGACACUCUGACCUGGACUGCUGCCAACCAGCGUGGCUUCACCACGAAAGUGAAGUGGGACCCUGACACAGCCGGGAAUCAGCAGUGGAAGGCCUAUCUGGAGACAGAGUGUAUCGAGUGGCUGCAGAAGUACGUCCAGUACGGGAGGGAGACUCUGGAGAGGAGAGUUCCUCCUGCAGUGACUCUGCACCAGAUGAAAGCUCGUGGAUCUGCAGACACGGAGGUCCUGUGUCAUGUGACAGGGUUCUUCCCCCGCGCUGUGGAGGUGACCUGGGUCAGAGACGGACGGGAUCAUCUGGAGGAGGGGGUGCAGAGUGGGGAGGUGCUGCCCAACCAGGAUGGGACCUACCAGCUGAGAAAGAUCCUGACAGUGAGCCCUGAGGAGCAGGGGAAACACAGCUACUCCUGCCAGGUGGACCACGCCAGCUUCACUGAUAGACAGAACUACAUCUGGGUGCCUGAGAGCGGCCCUCCUAUUGGGAUCAUUGUUGGAGUCAUAGUGGGUGUACUGGCUCUGGCUACAGUGAUCAUUGGAGUGGUGAUCUGGAAGAAGAGACAAGGAGGUGCCCAGAAGAACUACACCCCAGCUCGAACCAAUGAAGGCUCUGACACUUCGUCUGACACCGCCCCUCAUGCCUGAGGAGAGUGACUCCACUGCAGAGAGAAUCAGCGACUCUGCAGAGAUUUCAUCUUUUAAAAUCCUUCAUACGCAAUACUGCUUUAUAGUUUGAUUUGAUUCCACACAUUGCAACUGUACAAACCAGUAGACAAGGAACCUGCCUCAAAAUCAACUGUGUGAAUCAGCAAACAACACAAAUGAUACAAUGAGAGGAACAAGAACAUGCAUUUCUACAGCAUGAUAUUAUAAUGGGAUACAGCAAGACGACCCGUUUAACAAGGAGCUGUCCUAUCCAUGCAGGGCUAUUGUAGAAACACUAACACUCACUAGUGUAAUUUAUUAAUUCAUUGUCAAGACAUUAGUAAAUUGUUCUUGUUGAAUGUUUGUCAAAGUACAGUCAAUUCUCAUUGAAACAAACUGCGAUUAAACACAUUUCCUGAUAGUACAUAUGUUCUACAUGGUCCCAGACAGAUUUAGCAGUCUCUUAUUGUAAAUCACUCAAUAAAUAUUGCACCACUGUCCCAGACAAAGAAAGAUGUUGCUGCAGAUUUCAACAUUCCUGCGAACACUUUCUCAACCAUUCUGAAAAACCACUAUCAGUAAUAUACUGCAGUCUGAAUCUGGAAUCACUAUGAGACACACCCUGAGGAAUGAGCGCAGCAGCUGGGACAUGCACAUUUCAACUGCAGUUCAUUUGCUAUGUAUACUUUUUAAAAGCUCCCACAACCAUAUUGUCAAUAAAAUGCACAGUACUGUAACUUCAAUACAAACUCACAGGAUGCAUUUGGCUUUAGACCCCUGGUAAUCAGAGUUACUGAUGAGACACAUUUGUUUUGCUGGUCCCUUGUUUGUAUUGAUGAGAGUUGACUGUCUUCUCUUUUAGCAUUGCUGCAUGUAUCCUGUUUAAGGCAGACGCUGAGUCCGAGUGAGUCAGUGUCUUCACUUCAGUUUGAAAUGUUGCAGUUCCCUUGUCUACUGGUCCGGCUUUGUUUAUUUACCAUGUUGAUGUUUUUCUCAGUCAGAAUGUGCUUUUGAUAAUACUGUAGAUAGUUUAAGAGUGUCUCGCUGUUCCCCAGUGUCCCAGUCCCCAGGGUUGGUGUUCCCCAGUGUCCCAGUCCCCAGGGCUAGUGUUCCCCAGUGUCCCAGUCCCCAGGGUUGGUGUUCCCCAGUGUCCCAGUCCCCUGGGUUAGUGCUCCCCAGUGUCCCAGUCCCCAGGGUUAGUGUACCCCAGUGUCCCAGUCCCCAGGGUUGGUGUUCCCCAGUGUCCCAGUCCCCAGGGUUAGUGUACCCCAGUCCCCAGGGUUAGUGUUCCCCAGUGCCCUAGUCCCCAGGGUUAGUGUUCCUUGAUAGAUUAUUGAAGUAGACUGAACACAGAGGAGGGAGUCGGGUUAUUCAGCAGGGUUCAAACCAUCUUCUUAUAUAGCGCCUUUCGCCUCAAAUCGCUUCAUAGAUAAAAAAAAUAGAUAAAAAUAACAAAACAAUUUAGAGAAAUAGUAAAAGAUAAGGUGAUAAACUUCAUCCAUUAAAAGCAGUGACAGCCACACAAAAAGGGACAGGCGAGGCACCUUCAUGUGAUCAAUACAUUGUGAUGUUCAUCAGCCAACAGCUUCGUGUUACACAUCACUGAUGCAGCAAACCUGCUUCACUGCAUUGCAAUGAGAGAUGCUCAUCACUGCUGUGAAACAGCACUGACCCUCUAAAAACUACAUGCAGAGCAGCAGCUCAGCUCUGUGUGGGAGCAGCUGUCGGAGUAGAGCAGUGAGCAGGUGUAGAGAAAGGAGGGAGAGAGGAGGGAGGGGAGGAGAGGAGAGAAGGGGAGAUGUGAGGAGAUGAGAAGAGGAGACGGAGGGGUGAGAGGAGAGGAGAGAUAGGGGGUAGGGUUUGCAUCUGAUUGUCGUACACGUGUGUGGUUGAAUGUACUGAUUUCUGUAAAUCGCUUUCAUUGAAAUGCUUGAGUUGUGCAUAUUAUUAUACACAUAGAUUUUUUGUGAGGGGAUAAGUUUAAUUUUCAAAGCUUGGUUCUUUUUUUUUUAUUAGUGAUAAGGUUUUGGUAUCUUUCACUCAGCCUCUUUCACUCAGCCUCGCAUUCCUGCCUUUCACCUGCAGGGGUCCUGGGGUUAAAUCCAGCUGCUCCAUGUGUGUGAUGAUCCCAACUAGUCCACCCCUAGUGGAGCACAGAACACAAUCCAGCCGUGUCAGUCUGUGCUUAAGAGAGGCCCAGGACUGAAUGAGAGGGAGGUGGGGGUGCAGGGUCAGGAUUGAGGGGCUCUGUCUCUCCACAGAGCCUGCUAGCCCUCUGUUAAAAUGCAUUGAAAAAUUGUAAUCUGAGGCACUUAAAUGAUUUGAAUAAAGCUAUGGAGAGUGCA